Penaeus chinensis is the source of this 948-nucleotide messenger RNA. Its product is annotated as probable serine hydrolase. The record is from RefSeq and is a predicted model, not a curated record. Lineage: Eukaryota; Metazoa; Arthropoda; Malacostraca; Decapoda; Penaeidae. The transcript has a single exon. The coding region runs from base 1 to 948 and encodes 315 amino acids.
AUGGCGGAGGUGUCUUGGCGCCCCGUGAGCGUGGACGUGGGCUGGGGGACGCUGCGAGGCAAGAUCUGCACGGUGGGCGGGGGAGACACGCCCACGCUGAGGGUGGUGGGCGUCCACGGGUGGCUGGACAAUGCCAACUCGUUCGACACGCUGGUGCCGCUUCUGCCGGCGGGCGUGGAGGUGCUGGCCCUCGACCUCCCCGGGCACGGCCUGUCGGACCACCUGCCCCUCGGCACGCACUACAACCCCUUCACGUACGCCUUCAACCUGCGGGCGGCCGUGGCGGGGCUGGACUGGACCCGCUUCGUGGCGAUGGGCCACAGCAUGGGCGCCGCCGUGGUCAACUACUUCACGGCUCUGUUCCCCGAGUUCGUGGAGGGCGUGGUCAACGUGGACUUCCUGCGGCCGUUCCACCUGCAGGAGCCCGUCGACCGCUGGCGCACCUACGCCUUCGACCUGUUCAAGUACGAGCAGUUCGAGCCGGGCGCAGGGACCGUGUAUUCGGAGGCGGAGGCCAUCGACCGCCUCGUGGCCGCCAGGGUCAUCGGCAACGACGACGAGGUCAACGUGGACCGCGAGGCCGCGCAGACGCUGCUGCCCCGCUCUGCGCGCCGCGUGGAGGGCGGCUACGUGUGGGGCCACGACCCGAAGGCGCGCACCACCUUCCUCACCGUCUUCGGCGGCCGCAACUGGAUCGAGGCCAUCGCCACCAUCAAGUGCCCCGUCCUGGCGGUGGUGGCCACCAGGGGCGUGUGCACCAUGCCCGAGCGCUUCUACACCCGCGUGUUGGAGACGUACAGCGCGAAUGCGGCGCGUUUCUCGCGCGAGGUGGUGGAGGGCGCGCACCACGUGCACCUCACGCACCCGGAGCGCGUGGCGCCCGCCGUCGUGCGCUUCCUGGGCGAUCUUCAGGGGCGCGGAAGGCGCGCCGCCAGGGCCAGGCUUUGA